Salvelinus fontinalis (brook trout) is the source of this 2470-nucleotide messenger RNA. RefSeq names its product serine/arginine-rich splicing factor 10-like. The record is from RefSeq and is a predicted model, not a curated record. Lineage: Eukaryota; Metazoa; Chordata; Actinopteri; Salmoniformes; Salmonidae. The coding region runs from base 119 to 952 and encodes 277 amino acids. Gene Ontology annotation, molecular function: RNA binding. The transcript is spliced from 6 exons.
GCGCCUGCGCAUUUGGUUUUCCACAUAGCUGCAUAACUAGGAAUACCUUUCUGUUAAACCCAAAACAGAGAGCGAAAAUAUUUGAUGUAAAGCUGUAUUCUUGCUUUAUAUUUUUAGCAUGGCCAGAUAUUUGAGACCUCCAAAUACAUCCCUUUUCAUCAGAAACAUUUCCGAUGAAUCCAGGCCUGAGGAUUUGCGCCGUGAGUUUGGUCGUUAUGGGCCAGUAGUAGACGUCUACAUUCCACUUGACUUCUAUUCACGCCGACCAAGAGGAUUUGCAUAUAUUCAAUAUCCUUUCCCUUCUAAAUUUGAAGAUGUGCGCGACGCUGAAGAUGCUCUGCACAACCUGGACAGGAAGUGGGUGUGUGGCCGACAGAUUGAAAUCCAAUUUGCGCAGGGAGACCGAAAGACACCCAAUCAGAUGAAAGGAAAGGAGGGGGGAUCUUCGCGCAGCUCUUCGCGGCAUGAUGAUCAGGAUUAUGAUCGGGACAGCCGUCGUAGGCGCUCUCGCAGCCGUAGCUACCAAAGACGGAGGUCAUGCAGCCCAUCCUACGAUCGCCGGCCCAGACGCUCUGAGAGUCCCAGAGACUCCCGUGGAAGGAUGUACGGCGGUAGAGGAAGAAGCAGGAGUCCGGAAAACGACAGGCACCGACCGCACCCACGUGACCACCGACGACCCCCCCCUGGGCAUUCCCCUCACAGCCAAUCCCGCUCCCCUUCUCACUCCAGAUCCAGGCCCAGGGCCCAGAGGGAGUCCAGAGGAAAGUCUCGUUCCCGCUCUAAGUCCCUGAGCCCACGAGAAGGCGACAUCCACCCAGCACCCGGAGGCUAUGAGCCGCAGGACGAUGCAUCGCCUCGUAUGCACUCCCCGUCCCGCUCGCAUUCUCGCUCCCUCUCACGGUCCCGUUCUCGCUCCAGGUCCUGGACAGAACGCAAGUCAGGGGGACACUAAAACAUGUUUGUUGGAUCCUUUUGAUUGUAGUUGUGUUCAAAAUGGCUUGCUGGAUAAUUGAAUGUUCAUGGAACGGUUGUUGGUUGGUUUGUCAAAAUGAUCUUCCUUUGUAGUUUUUUGCUUCUUUUUUUUUCGUUUUUUUUUUAUGGAUGACAAAAGAGAAACACAAUAUCCUGUUUAAAUCAGUCCCAGAAAUGUCACCUUUUUUAUAUUUACACACCCUCCGUUUCUAGUCAUUAUAUCCAAUACACUGAGUGUACGAAACAUUAGGAAUAGCUUCCUAAUAUUUAAUUACACCCCCCCCCCCCUUUUUGCCCUCAGAACAGCCUCAAUUCAUUGGGGCAUGGACUUUACAAAGUGUUGCUAGCCCAUGUUGACUCCAACGCUUCCCACAGUUGUCAAGUUGUCUGGAUGUCCUUUGAAUGGUGGACCAUUCUUGAUACAAACAGGAAACGGUUGUGUGAAAAACCCAGCAACAUUUCAGUUCUUGAUACAUUCAAACCGGUGCGUCUGGCACCUACUACCAUACCCUGUUCAAAGGCACUUAAUUCUUCAUCCCUUGAAUGGCACACAUACUCAAUCCAUGUCUCAAUUAUCUUGAGGCUUAAAAAUCCUUCUUUAACCCGUCUCCCCCCCUUCAUCUACACUGAUUGAAGUGGAUUUAACAAGUGACAUCAAUAAGGGAUCAUAGCUUUCACCUGGUCAGUCUCGUGGAAAGAGCAGGUGUUCCUAAUGUUUUGUGCACUCAGUGUAUAAGCGUUAUGCCUUUCAGAAGACAGGGCUAGAAGUACUGUAUAGGCCAAGAUCAAGUACCGUGAUUCAAUCCAAUCAUUGUUUACCGUGAAUGAGGGAACAUUGCCUUGAAAAGCGGUAAUCGGAUUGAAUCCCUGCCCUUGUCGCUAAAAUACUUACCUUCACCUUCCUGUCAAGUACAUUAGGCCCCAGCUUUCAGUUGGUAUGCUUGAAGUGUAAGUUACCUGGGGUGUAAUCAUUAGUUCAAAAAGUUUACUCAAAUGGAAAACGUUUUGCAACGAAUACUUUAAUUUGGUUCUGUUUGUUUCCUAGUGAAACAUACCCCUGGCCUGUGAAAGCCACGAGCCACUACGGUAGCACCGUUUAUUUUCUACCAACAUUUGUUUACGAUUUGUUCAGCGAUAGACAGGCCCAUGUAACAUUGACUUGUCCUAUUUGAUUUGAUCAAUUCUGGAAGCCAUCAUGUCAGUAGCCUCAAAUAUCAACUCUGAAGGUUUCUAAAUUUGAUCAAGUUGCCGGUGGUUUGUACAUGGUCUUCUGUAUGUUUUGACAUUUCAGGAUCUUGAUCCUUCGCUUUGUUAAUACUCCAUACUUUGCUAAAACGGUUCCCAUGAUGGCUUGUAUUAUUCUAUAUGCUUGUUUUUUCCUAAAACAACUCAAGUGUAGUCUUCCUUCCAAAUAUGUCAGUUAUGCUCUACUGUUUAUGCAACUAUUUUCUUGGAGAGUAAUAAAUGCUUGAAGUCAGUCACCUUUUAAGCCAAUUUA